AAGUCCCGGAUUCCUACAAAUGCAGCGCAAUCUAUGACGCCAAAGCGUGUUUUGAUUCCAUAGAAGAAACUUCGCAGUUAAAUUUUAUUUCCUCAAUCCACUCCACCGGGGCAAUAGAAGAGAAUAUAGAUCGAAGGAACGGGUUAGCGGAUUUUUGUCGGAAAGUGCGUCACAAAAUCAUGAGAUAAGAGUAAUCCAAACAGAACAAAACAAGAUUCUUUGCCGGUAUAAAUUGUUUAGCAUCAACCCCAAAUCAGUCAGUCUUGGUUAUCUCAUUCAAAGAUGAUGCUCCCACUUUUCAUCGCAGCGGCUAUCACAGUCGCAGGGACAGGUGCGCAACAGGGGGUUUUCUACGACAUGCAGGCAGGAAUCCCUUCAGGAAUAGAAACCAAAUGCGAUGGAACCUCAUUCUUGGGCUCCUGGAGAGAAGACGAGGCAGCUAAUCAUCAGCUUACAGAAGGCGGUAAAGUGGCUGUUUCACAGAGAGGGGUGAUCUCUUGUAUGCGAGCCCCAGUCAUGGAAAUCCAAAGUGAUUACAAGUUCACAAUUCAGCUUUUCGUGUCAGAAAAUGGGAACAUAAAUGCUAAGGAUAUGAUACUACAAGUCUUCUUUGUUGAGGAAGGAACUUCAGUAUUUAAAAUGUUGACUAUCUUUCGAAGCGACAUAAAAACAGGCUGGCACAAUAUUACUAAGAACAUGCCACCUAGAAUGGAUUUUUCCAAAAACCAUCAGAUCGAAAUUACGUCUUCCGAUUUGAUCAACUAUGUUGCAAUUCGAUGGUUUGGAAUAUCUAACGAGGAGCUUCCACCGCCAACAACGACCACUCCUGCUGCAGAACCAGAAACGUCCGUUAAUACCACUCCUGCUGCAGAAACGUCCGUUGAUACCACCUCAGAAGCAAUCACUACCACAACUGCUGGUGAAGACCAAUCGACAUCCUCCCCUACUGAACUGAUUACAACAACGACUGUUCAAGCACAAACAGAGUUGUCGACCACGAGCAGAGAGCCCAUCACGGAUACAACUCCGAAACCCCCAGCGCAGGUGGUUUCGGUCUUUCCAGAGCUUUGGAGCACCCUCUUGGGAAUUGCAAUCGGAAUCAUAGCAAUGUGCGUGCUCUUCUUCGUGGCGACCUGCUGUCGAUUGUGCUUGUUCGGCAAGAGAACAGGUCGCCAAAGGAUCGAUUCAGGAUUCAGACUGCCGAGGCUUCACGUUGUUUCCACGCCAAGCCAGAAAAGUAUUACAGGGUCAAUUGACACACACUCGUCGGCCAGCACCGCUGACCCGUUUUGGGUGAAAAGCAAGGCUUGGUCGCACAUCCCGUAAAUUAGAGUGAGUUGUUGUGUAACGCCAAAUUUAAUCUGAGAUUUACCCAUUUUUGAUAAGACUGACCCUUCCCAAUAUCACAUAUCGGUAUGUACAAAAUAGUAAUUAAAAUUUGUAAUCAGAUCUAAAA
Messenger RNA from Cloeon dipterum, 1456 nucleotides. RefSeq lists its product as uncharacterized. NCBI's taxonomy places the organism in Eukaryota, Metazoa, Arthropoda, Insecta, Ephemeroptera, Baetidae. The record is from RefSeq and is a predicted model, not a curated record. The transcript has 2 exons. Bases 283 to 1326 code for a protein of 347 amino acids.